AUGGCUCCUAUCGACCGAAGGAUUUACCUAGAUCAGCUUGGUCAACUCGACAUUCAUCGAGGAGGGUCAUCAACAUCAUCACAAGAGACCCCAGGAGGAGAUAACCGACCUGCUUUGGAUCCAGCACAGGACUCACUACUACGACGACGUUACCUACCACCCGCAGAGGCUGUUGCUGCUGAUGUAGUGAUUACCUGUCAGGAGCUCGAGAGGGCAGUUCGAGGGCUAGAUGUGGAGUCGGAGGAGUCUUGUCGGCAGCUUUUCGAUAUCAUGUGGCAGCCUAGAUUUAGGGAGUGGCAUUGGUUGGAUGAUGAAAGUGAUGGAUAUCGCGGUAGCAGCAGUAGAGGAUCGGGAGAGGACGAUCGCUAUGCUGAGACCAACUUCGAUGGUCUGUGUUGGGCUGGAGUCUUCGAUGCUAUUGAUGAAGUCUUGGAGCGAUACAUACAAUACACACACAGUGGCGAGGUCGUCCUGCUGGCAGCGUCGUUGGACCCUCAAAUCGUCCGCUCGACGGCAAUAUCCUUGCCGAAGAGUGUGGAGUUCGUAUUUGAUUAUCAACAGCCAGUUACUCAUGAGAUGAAGUCAAUACAUUGUACUCUGGUUAAAGGCCAACAGGGGGUUACAUCAGCCGACGAACUGAUGGAAAAACUGAAAAAUACCGUCACAGAGGAGUCUGUCCUCACGAUGCUACGCUACAGGCUCCGUCAUGCUUUGGCCCUCCUCGAGGGCGACAGAGAUAUGAUGCUUCUAUUUACUGCUAUACGUCUAUGUACUGUGGAUAUAACAUUACAGAUUAGGCCGCAUCAUACCCCUCCACCGUGUGGGAAUAUGGGCAUCGAAUCCGACAAAGGAGGGCGGCAACCUCCAGCGUGGGGUCCGUCUGGCAUUGGUAGUGGGUUCCUGCAUAUGUAUCUACAAACCUAUCCAGCAUUCCUGGGCCAACUAGCAGCUCUACCCUUCUCAGCAGUCUCCUAUGCUGAGACGGUGAAGAGAGUACCAGUAGCUAGGGCACUUCCAAUUGAGGAGCUGGAGGACAGCAGUUGGUUGUUGGUAAGAAGGGAUAGGCCUUUGAUCUCUCAGUCCUUGGCAUCCUCCUCCAACCUGGGGUAUAUGAAUCGUAUGAUUCAAGGCUCACGGGAUAGGCUGGUGAAUGCUCUCAAGGAGGAAGAGUCUGUCGAGGGAGUCCCACCACAACGGCAAGCACGAUACACCCAGAGUCUAACAGUAUGCAGUGAAUGUAUUGAUGUUAUGACCAAUCUAAUAACAGCUAUGCAGUAUCCUAACAUGAUGGUCACCGUCAAUAACAUAUCUAUGGUACCACUUCCUAAGAUACGGAUUAGCUGCUGUAAAUGCCUCGAGAUUGCCUUGGAGUACUCCCCUGGCUGUUUUGGUAUCCUCUUCCGAGACCUCAACGGUCUCGAUAGGUUACUAGAUGUGGUAGCAGCUUUGUCUAAGGAUUGUUAUGACUGCUGGACAUCGACACCAAGGGGGAGUAGUGACGGUGUGGCUGGAGGGAAUGACUAUGAGAAGAUGCUUAUAUUGUCUAAUAGACGAAAUGAGCUGCAAGCAGUACUGAAUCUGUUGAAGACGUCGGUGCACAAUAUUGACCCUGGUGUUGGGAUGAACCUGAAUGAGGCAUUGAGUGGUAGAGAGGUCGAGGAGACCGAAGCCAAGGAGUUGUCCGAGGAUUCUGUCCGUCGCCGUAGAGAGGGCUUUCAGAAGGUUAUGGUUAGAGUCUUCGGAGAGGCUGGAGAGGCUAUCGGUGCCCAUAAUGUUGGAUACUUAGCUCAGCUACUGCACUACAUAUGCGACAACGAUCCCAUCAUCAUCCCUACAGUACUGGGGCCUAAUGGGGAGCUCCUCAAGGCCGUCUCUAAGUGUUUACCGGCUGUACGGAACUCUAGCUUUGCCCUAGGGUGGACUUCGACGACUCUCUCGAGCUUCUCGUUGCACAACAAAGGUGCUGAGCUCCUACGUGAUCUACAAGGGGAGGAUAACCCGCUGACUAGGUUGGUGAGAUUGGUCAUAAUGGGAGAUGGUGCCGGGGUACGCCCUGUGUCACCACUGGCCGAGAAAGUGACCUCAGAUCUGCCUAUGAUGCUGAGCCAGUCUAUAGAGGAUAUUGUACGUAACCGUGGGGAGCUGGCCAAGCCCCUCGUAGAGGCAGCUAUUGGGGGUUUGGAGGACCUCCUUGCCUGGGCUGAUAAGGAGGAGCCUACUUCUACUAGUGGUAUCUUGAGUGCUAAGCUGGCCCCAGCAUGUAGACUGUUAGCUUCUCUACUUCAAACACACUCUUCCUUGGCUAAGCUGUUGGUGAUGGAAGAUGUUGAAGGAGGAGGUAAGUCAUCAAAGCCUGGUCAGCAUCUGUGUGAGCUAUUGGUGAAGUUGGCUACUCAUCCCUCCCUGCCUAAGGGAGGUAGCAUACUAGCCCCUGUGGUAAUGGCUGGCCCUACUGCUAACCAGCAACAACAGCAGCACCCCCACUACCACCCAAUCGUCAGCACGUUCCGAGCGCUGGAGAAUGCCUUCUAUAACAACCUCGGCCCUUCGCUGGCUGGGAGCUCCUCAUCAUCUACUCAGACUGAUUCUGGUGACUGCCUCCUCCCGUUGGCCUCACUGGUGGUUGAGAAUGGGCAGAAACUCAUAGACUCUUCUCCCGAGGGUGCGGUUGUUGGCAACACGGCAACGCUGUCGGCCCUAACAUUCGGUCUGGAGACCUUCGCUCUGGUCCACGCCCCUGUGAAGGAGAGUGGUGGUGGCUUGUUUGGUAGUAGCGCGUCCCCUGCUGGGGCCUCUACGAGGGAUUACCUCAGCUACAGUCUACUGGCAGUCAUUGACACAGUAUGCAAAUGUGCACCCAGACUGCUGGAAAGGCUGGCAACGGGUGAAGGGGCUGAUCAGGAUGGGCCUGCUGAAGUGAAAAUGGACUUAACGUUGCAGUUGAACUCUCCUCCGAAUCAAGUGAGGCGGUCGCGGUUUAUGAGGGAUACCAUAGACUGGCGGAAGGCUGUUGAAAUGAGUGCCAUUGGGAAUAGCAGUGGUAGUGCUCCGCUGUGGUUACUUUGGUCGACUAUGAAGAAGUUUAUGGAGGCCGUGGCUAAGCUGGCUAAUACCCCUAGUGGAAGGAUCAAGAGGGUCCAUGAUAUGUUCUUCAGCAGUCUUAGUCAAAAACAGAUAUCCAACUCAGCGAGGAUAGCUUCGGUACUCCUCAGCGGCGCCUUUAUCGAUAUGACCAAACGCUAUGGUCAUCUACAGGAGAAGGUGGAUGAGGCUGGGAGGUUGAGUAGCGUCAAGAAGGGGUUCGCCACCGAGAUGUUCGAGUUGUUGGCGAAGUGCCAUGUAGAGGAUAGAAGUCAUCAUACUAGAGUACUUUCUAUUGAUACUAUGUUCAAGAUGGGCGGCUUUGGGGACGAUUUCACUGGAAUGGUUGUGGACAUAUUGCGAGACCCGUGUACGGACGAGGCCCUGUCGGCUUCAGUACUUGGGUAUUGUGAAAGGAUCACCUCGGUGAAGAGGAUGGAGAACUCCAAUCUCACUCAACCCUCCCUUUUCCCCACAAUCGAUAAGAACAUCCCAGCAUCUGUCCAGAGCUUCCUUAAAGUAGAUGGUUAUAAGUUGGUGAGUUCUCUCCAAGUGAGGCUGACUGCAGCCCUUCUACCACUGUGGAGGGAUGACGAUUGGCUGGGCCGAGAGGGUGAGAAGGAUGAGAAGGGCGAGAGGCGGUAUGUGAUGUCAGCGAGAGCUUGCGGGUCUAUGGUGAAGUUGUUUACUCAUGCUGUCGAACCUGAUCCUCGAGUGAUUGAUGGAGGCCCUACUGCAACGCCCUCCCCUCCUGAUGAUGGUCAACGUAGUGGUGACCCUACCGAGGCUGCCAUUGCCGAGAUGCUAAGAGUACCCAAUGUUCAGCGGCUCGGGCCUCGAGCCCCCAACUCAUCGCCGGGUGAGGACAGUCCCCCUGCUGUUGCCACUGCUGGUCAGGGCAAUGCUCCUUCUCAACCGCCCGCUGGCCCUUCAGAGGGCGGCUCCUCUUCUCCUGUUGGGGAUCCUGUUAUUGAUCUUCAUAGUUCGUCAGCAGCCCACUUCGCUGUGAAGGAGAAUUUGGUGGCGAUCCUGCAAGAAAGAGUACCGACCUUGAAGAAGGAAGAAGGUCUCGACCUACCGUCCAAGCUCACCCCUGCGGAUGUCCGCAAAAACGCUGAAGAUGUUGGCAGGGACUUCAUCACUCGUUGCGUGUUCCUAUCGAAGAAGGGAGGUCAGCCUACACACUGUGCUGAUGUGAUAAGCAGAGUUGCUCAGAACUGCAAUAGGAUUAGGCUGGGGAGUGGUAUAGAAGGCCAGGGCUCUGAGACGAUGGAUGAAACGACUCGGCUGAAGAUCCAUGUUGGUAAUCUACUACAUGUGGUUGAUGUGGUCACUGAUGAAUUCGUGAAGGAGAUUAACGUCUUGGCUGAGGAGAAGGAUGAGAAUAGCCCUGAUGCGAUGCAAUGUCUAUCGCAUGUACUGGCGUUCCUUACUAAUACAUCGGAAAGGGUGAGGGCAACGUUGUGGAAGGGUGGGAAAGCAGAGGAUAUCAUACAGGGGUAUUGUCAUUACUGUGAGAAGAAGGUUGAUAGAGUAGGAGCUGAUGACAAGAUGGCCGAUGCGAGUUCAUGGUUGGAGACGAUGUUGGAGGAGGCGGAGAUGCUUGGUAGAAGUGAAGAGGGAGUAGAAGGGGGAGAGGUUAUGCCUCUGUGGCUCACUGAAGCUGCCUUGGCUAUUGAGGGCCUCUGUGAUGAACCCUAUAUUUAUACUGGAGACUGGGAUGCCUUGCAGAAGAGGCUUUUGGCAGCGCUUGUGAGCAUCCUCACUCGUCAUGAGGAGAAGAGGUCCUCAACUGACCCUCUGAAGCUAGCUGCAGUGAUGGUACCAUCGCCAGACCUGACUAGAGCCGCCCUUGAGGUCAUGUCCCUGCUUGUCAAUAGAGAGGUCAACGCCUCUGCAGUGUUCGGGUCGGCGCCAUGGAAGUUGCUGUCCAUACUCAGUCUACGGCGGUCUUCCUCCUAUCCAGAAAUCACAUCGAUGUUGGCCAGUGUGUUGUCGAAGUUGAUGGAGAACAAACAGUUCAUAGCGGCAGUCGUGGACUUAGCGUUGAAUCAGCUGAAUAAGGAGGGUGAGAAGAAAAAGAGGAGUACCGCGCCCGAUAAGAAGGGUCGUCAUCGUCAUCACCACCAUCAUCAACAAAAUUCUGAACCUGCCAAGACCUUGGCCGAGGUUGACAAGUCUACUGGUGGGGCAUCGGACAAGGCCUCUGAAGGAGGGAAGAAGCCGUCGCAAAAGCCCCCAGCACGUAGUCUAUCGUAUAAGCUGUCUGACAUCCUGGCUAACCCUAUGAUGAAGAGUCUAGUGCUGAAGGACCCUAAAACGGUUGAGGAGGUCCUCUUGAAGGACUUGAUGAAAAAGAGGAAGACGAAAGCAACAUCAACAUCGUCAUCGACUGCUGACGAGGAUGGGCAGAAGGAAGAGACCUCUGUGAUGGUGUUGUUGGAUACUAAGGAUGAUAAUGAGUACUAUGUUGGCGAACUACGCUCCGCCUCACCGUGUGCUUUCUCCUGCAGGAACUUUCUAACAGGGUUAUCGACCAACGACUAUCCUUAUUCGAUCCUUGUUGUUGUCGCUGAGUUCCUAUUGAGGUCUCUACAACUUCUCCAGGCUAUGAGGGAGGAUUCGGCUGAUACAACACCGAGUUGCUACCCUCUGGCGGUCUCUGUUGAAGGGGCUAUGUACUUCCUCGACACUUUACUCAACAAGUUACAGUUUGCUAGCCAGCAUGGCAAGCCGAUGGGGUCCAUCACUCUCACGCCUCUUCCGACGACUUGUAGUAUGCUGUUGGAUAAGCCUAUCAGAGUCGACGACUUUAUUAUAACUACUGUGGGGGAGAAGUUGUCGUCCCUGAAGAUCGGCCUUGGGAGUGGUCAGGCCGGUGGCGGUAAUAUGUUGAAGUCGGCCUUCCAUCUGAUAUCUAGCUGUUGGACGGAGCUCUGUGCCUCCUGUACCCCUAGUGGUGGUAGCGACGAUGCGGUGGUGGAGUGGUAUAAGUCUCUGUCGGAGAGGCUCACUAAGGAUCCCUUUGUCAAGUAUAGUCGAGAGAAUGAUGAGGAUGAGGAUGAGGAGCUGGCUUGGGUUUUGAAGACCUAUCGUCGCUUUUCCCUCCUCUACGCCUUACUCCUGAAGGCAAGUGAAGUGGAUGGGUUAGAGAAGGUGUUGGAGAGGGAGAGGAAGCAGCAUCUAGCUUGGGAGUGUAAUGAGGUCCUUGGUAGCAUCAUGUUGCAUAGGCCUUACUCGGCUGAUCUGUCUGAAGCAGUGUUGGCUUGUAUGGAGAUCCUCACUCGCCCUCCGACUCUACCUGCUGCUGAUCAUGACAAAGAAAAAGAGGAAGGAGAGUCAUCGAAGGCCCCUGAGGAGGAGGAUGAGGAUGUUGGGAUGGACGACGAUGACGACGAUGAAGGCAAGGGAUGGUAUCAGAUAGGCUGA
This is a messenger RNA of Perkinsus marinus ATCC 50983, 6510 nucleotides long. RefSeq lists its product as hypothetical. The transcript has 18 exons. NCBI's taxonomy places the organism in Eukaryota, Perkinsozoa, Perkinsida, Perkinsidae. The record is from RefSeq and is a predicted model, not a curated record. The coding region runs from base 1 to 6510 and encodes 2169 amino acids.